UACGGGAAAGAUUAUUCGCGUGCCUGUACAUCUUGGCUCUUGUUUUGGUCCCACACGUCCUAGGCUGAGGGAGGAUCCUGGAUUAUAGCGUUCACCCGGUCUACCCCGAUUUUAUUUCCGGUCUCUUUCCUAUGAGCAGUGUACGCAAGAACCGUCCCCGGGGAAAGAAAAAUAAGAACAGGACAAACCCCUUAACGGUAGUGGAUAUCCCUCUACCAGAAGUCCCGCCCUCUCUCUAGCUCUCGCCGCUUAACCCAUGUAACUGACAGUCCCGCCCUCUCUAUCGCCAAUAACGCCCAUUCAGAAUUCAUACAAGCCUGAGAUGAGAACUCCUGUGAAAGAGGUAACAGACAGUGGAUGUUGAGGUCAGUCAUGCCUGGGAAGUGGAGCACGCUGCUUCUUUGGAAUUCCCUCUGCAUCUUUAUUUUUCUGGUCGAUGGAGCAGUGUUCAUCACACAUAAUGAAGAUAUGCAGAGGGACGCUGAGGCUGUUGCGAGCCCCAUUUCUCGUCAGAAACGUAGUACAAACAAUGCAAAGAUGGUGGAGGUGCUCAGUGUCACAGUACACUGUACGGUGGCUUCUCGGUUCGCUCACACAGUCAUGACCUCCAGUGCUUUGAACAAAGCCAACUCCUCCCAGGAAAUAUUCUUCGAGGUGGACCUGCCCAAGACGGCCUUCAUCACCAACUUCACCAUGGAGAUUGAGGGUCAGGUCUAUAUUGGGAAGGUGAAUGAAAAAGAGAAGGCUAGGAAGCAGUAUGACAAAGCAGUGUCUAAAGGGCAGACGGCUGGACUGGUCAAAGCUUCUGGAAGGACGAUGGAGACGUUCUCUGUAUCCGUCAACAUUAGAGCCAAGAGCAAUGUGACCUUCAUCCUGACCUAUGAGGAGCUUCUUCAGAGGAAAUUGGGCCAGUAUGAGAUUCUGACCCGAAUUAACCCCAAACAGCUGGUCCAGAACUUUGAGAUUGUGGCUGAUAUCUAUGAGGCCCAGGGCAUUGCCUUUGUGGAGGCCGCUGGAACCUUCCUUUCCAAUGAACUCCUCCCACUGGUGGAAAAAACGGUCACAGACAAUAAGGCACACAUCUCCUUCUCGCCCACGCUGGAUCAGCAGAGGAAGUGUCCAGAGUGUGAUGGGUCUCUGAUCAAUGGGGAUUUCAUCAUCAAGUAUGACGUGAAACGAGCGUCCAGCCUCGGAGACAUUCAGAUCGUGAAAGGAUACUUUGUGCAUUUCUUUGCUCCACCGGAUCUUCCUCGCAUCCCAAAGAAUGUGGUGUUUGUCAUCGACAGGAGUGGGUCAAUGUCAGGCACCAAGAUGAAACAGACCCGAGAGGCAAUGCUGGCCAUUCUGCAAGACCUGCACCAUGAAGACCAUUUCGGCCUCAUCCAAUUUGACCACACCAUUCUCCAGUGGAAGAAUUCUCUUAUGAAGGCCACGAGAGAAAAUGUGACCAACGCAAUGGAGUAUGUCAAGAGAAUCAGGGAUAGCGGAAGUACGAAUAUCAACGGCGCCGUGUUGAGAGCAGUGGACAUGUUGAAGCGGGAAAAGGGAGGCACACAGACAAGUGUGGACAUGAUUAUCUUACUGACUGACGGAAUGCCCAAUUCAGGGGAGAGCUCCCUCCCAAAGAUCCAGAAGAACGUGCUCAACGCCAUCGGUGGUAACAUGUCUCUGUUCUGCCUGGGCUUUGGGAACAACGUGGAUUACUCCUUCCUGGAUGUGAUGGCCAAACAAAAUAAGGGACUGGCACGCAGGAUCUAUGAAGCCUCGGAUGCAACCCUUCAGCUGCAGGGUUUCUUUGAGGAGGUGGCCACCCCUCUGCUCUCUGAGGUGGACCUGCGUUACCCUGACAACGCGGUGGAGUCCUUAACCCCUCAUCACUUCAGUCAGCUGUUCAAUGGCUCAGAGAUUGUGGUGGCCGGGCGGCUGUCUGACAAUGACAUGGACAACUUCCUGGUGGAAGUGCAGGCUGAUGGACAUGGGAAUGACUUCCAGGUGCAGGGGAAAGCCAGGGUGGCUGAGUGGGACCAGAUCUAUCCAGAGCAGGAGUACAUUUUCGGGAACUUCAGUGAGCGCCUGUGGGCUUACCUCACCCUCCAACAGCUACUGGUCGCAAGUGAGCUGGGUUCACCGGAGGAGAAGAGCAACGCCACGGCCAAAGCCCUGGAGAUGUCCCUGAAGUACAGCUUCGUCACGCCCCUCACCUCCAUGGUGGUCACCAAGCCAGAGACCGAGGAUGGUCCCAGCGGGCCCCUUAUAGCAGACAAGCUGACUGAGGGAGAGCGACGUUUUGUGGAGAAGGACGGUAUGAAUUUGACUGACCAUUCACUGGUUUGACAACUUGUUAUAUCUUGGCUGUGUUUCUAUGUAUAUAUUUAUAUCUCUAUUUCUAAAUUUGUGACUAGUCAGGGCACAAGCAGCCCCGAAAAGGAAAACCCAAAGCGGUGAGAAGCUCUCCUCACUCACACUCUCCUCACUCACUGUCAACAUAUCCACAUACUGCACACUCUCUACACUCACCACACUUC
This is a messenger RNA of Gadus macrocephalus (Pacific cod), 2525 nucleotides long. RefSeq names its product inter-alpha-trypsin inhibitor heavy chain H3-like. The transcript has 16 exons. Lineage: Eukaryota; Metazoa; Chordata; Actinopteri; Gadiformes; Gadidae. The record is from RefSeq and is a predicted model, not a curated record. Bases 358 to 2334 code for a protein of 658 amino acids.